Messenger RNA from Notothenia coriiceps (black rockcod), 1647 nucleotides. The record is from RefSeq and is a predicted model, not a curated record. NCBI's taxonomy places the organism in Eukaryota, Metazoa, Chordata, Actinopteri, Perciformes, Nototheniidae.
AUGGCGUCUCCCUCUCCUCCACGGCACCAGCGCACCCCCACUCCCCCCCGACAGCACUCCCCCUCCUCCCACUCUGGUUCCUCCGCCCAGCGACACUCUCAGUCUCCCCCUCGUCGCCGUCGCUCCUCCUCCCCGGCCUAUCAUCGCAGCGCAGCAGCUCCGGCUUCUGCCUCCUCCCCUCAGAGCUCCCGGCGUUCCCGAUCCCCCCUCGCCUCCCACGACGCCUCCUCUCCCCCCCGCCGCUCCGACAGAUCCAGCCCCAGCCAGCGGCACUCGAGAGGCCGAGAGAGGAGCCGGGGGGAACGAGAGAGGAGCCCCCCCGCCCAGGAGCGCAGACCUGAGCGCAGAGACGAAAGCCGCAGCAAACGCGAGAAGGAAGGCGUCCGCGACGACCGGGACUUUGACUCCGAGCAGGUCUCGUCACGGGACGCCCGGGAAGACCGAGAGACGAGAGAGGCUCGGGAGAGAAGGGAGACUCGCGACAGAGGAAGGGAAACAACCCGUGACAACCGAGACAAUACCAGAGACGCCAAGGACCCCAGAGAGAGCAGGACGGAGACCCGCCCCACCCGAGAGUCUCCAGAGCGCCGCGACCGGGAACGGGAACGAGAGAGGGACCGCUCAAACAGAAACUCCAGAGGAUCCCAACUGGAAAGCAGCCACGACAACUGGGACUCCCGGAGCAGCGCGGUGAGGGAACGGAGCGCCGAGAGGAGCACGGACCGCAGCGCUACGGAGAGGAGCUCAGAGAGGGGUUCGGACCGAGAUCGAUACGAAGGCGAGCGCAGAGGAGAGCCGGCCCGCGACUCCUCGUUCGACCGGAGGGGAGGACACGGAGAGAGGGAGCGCAGAGACAUCCGGGAGAGAGCCGGAGAUCAAAGAGCAGCCUCCCCAAACCGACACCAGGGGAGAGCCGAAGAGCCCGAGAGGGAGGAGAGGAGGGAGGAGCGCCGGACUGAUCGACCAGAAGACCGGGAGAGGAGGGACAGGGAGAGAGAUCGGGAGCAGCGGGAGAGGGAGAGGCAGCGGGAAUGGGAGGAGCGAGAGAGAGGGAGAGAGGAAAGACGGGACAGGAGGGAUGACCCCAGGGACGAGCGACCCGUCAGAGACACCCGGGACGACAGGAAGGCCAGUCGUAAGAGGCCCAGAGUGGAGAGCAGCCCGAGCCCCCGUGCCUCGCCUAAGCGCACAGCUCGUGACUUAAGUCCUGCAGAGAGCGACGGCUACAACAGUGCGGAAGAGAAAAGUGAGCGCCCAAUUGGCCGGGGGCAGGCCAAGCUCCACCCUCCGCCCCUCCUCCCGAACCCAGUGUGUCCGCAUCCAUCUGACAGUUCAGAGAAGAACCGUGUGCCGAGCCAGGUGGUGCGGCCCCAGGAUCCUUUGCUGCGCACUCCGCCGGUGGCUCCUGUGUCUGAGGAGAAACCGAGUCACUGGAAGGAGGAGGAGCGCAGAGGAGCCGGGGAGAAAAGGGAAACUCGCGGCAGCCGCCACGAGGAACCAGAGCCUCGCGUGGAACGGAGCAGAGGCGACAGACGAGGAGAACCCCUCGCUGACCCCCCGUCUGACUCUCGAAGCAGAGGCAGAGACCUGCGAGAGCCCACUCCUCCCCCUCACUCCUCCGCCUCCUCCCUCCUCUAGCGCUAGUCA